AUGAUUUCCAAGUUCACCAUGAAGCUGUUUCUGGUGAUCCUCCAGAUGGUUACAAGUAAGUGGCUGUUUCUUUUUUUUUAAAAAAACCCACCCUUUUCUCUUCUUGCACAGAACCCAACAUAUCAGUCAUGGGAGGGGAAAUGAUAAGUGCUGGGUUGCCCAGAUGGGUUGGCGCUGAUGAGUUGGCAAAAGGCAGAAUAUUUAUUUAUUUAUUUUCUAGCCCAUCUUUUCCACCAAGGGGCUCAAGGUGGCUUGGUUCUCCUCCCCCUCCUCAUUUAAUCCCCACAGCGACCCUGUGAGGUAGAUUAGGCUGAGAAGCCGUGACUGCUGGCCCAGGGUCACCCAGUGAGCUUCAUGGCUGAGUGGGGAUCUGAACCCCCGUCUCUCCCAGGUCCUGGUCUGACACUCUAACCACUACACCACACUGGUUCUCAACCCUCUUUGGACCACAACUCUAGAUCAGUUUGCAUCAUCAGAUGGCUAACCUGGCUGGAAACGAUGGGAGUUUGGAGGGCGUCAGGUAGGGGAAUGGCAGCAUCUGGUCAGUUUCAUGCAAACUGGUCAUUGACUCUCAGUUUCAAUUUCUCUCAGGACAUCUCCCCCACCCCCCAUCAUGCAUUUUUGCACACAUUUCCCAUAUUUUUGGCACCAUAACAUUCAGCAGGUGGGUGAGGGCAAGCAGAGAUCAGGAGGUGGGGGGAGGGGCUAAGGACAGCGGAGAUUAGGAGGGUUGGAUGGUGAUGGUGGGUGUUCCCACUUUGCCCUCCCAAAAUGUUGGAGGGUAUGUAACAACUUGGAGAUCUAAAUAUUCUGCCUUUUGGCCUGGAAGUUCCACAAGAGCCUCAGAAGAGCCUGGUGGUUAAGGCCAGAGGUUUCUACCCUUUUUGAGUCCACGGUUCCCUUGACCACUACGUUUUUUUCUGUGGCACCCCUGUGGGGCUCAGGAGCCCGGUUAUGCCACCCUUUGCCUGCAGAACUGGCAGCCUCUCACCCUUUUUCGAACACCCUCCCUUGUGGAGUGUUCCCUCAGCCGCCUCUCCCCUCUCCUUGGGAGUCUUCUGAGCAGCCACUUCUGCCACCCCUGGUCUCUGAGUUGCCCCCCUCACCCUAAAGAGAGAUACCUCCUCAUACUGCCUCACAGGGGCCUGGGAAGAGAAUGCCCCCAGCCUUAGUGCCCUAACAGAGACUGGCCAAAGGUGAACAUGAGACCAGGACCUUACCUUGGGAGGCAGCAGUGGGCACUGCUAUGCCUGCAUGUUGGAAAGACUCCCCUUCAGCACUGGGCACUCAGCUCCCAGGUAGACCUUGCACACAACAAGGACAAGAUAGGCCAGCACACUGCCUGUCUGCCUGUCUGCCCAGCCUCCCACUUGUCCAUCCGGACUGGCUGGCUGAGCUCCCUCACCUGCUUGCUUGCUUACUCUGAGGAAGCCUCAGCUCCUGGCAACCAGCACCCCCUGGCCAGCCCCAGAGGCACCAUUCACCUGGGGAGCUUGUAGCCAGGGCUGCUGCAACAAACAGCUGUACAAGCCUUUGGAAGGCAAAGACACAAAAGGGCAUCAGAGGAGGGAGGAAAGGAAAGAGGGACAGAGGCCAGUGUUGCUCGUGGCACCCCUGACCAGCAUUUAAGGCACCCCAGGGUGCCACGGCCCACUGGUUUAGGCCAAUGGCUCAUCUAGUUCAGCAUCCUCUUCUCCCAGUGUUAUGUACUGAGUUGUCUGAGUAUAUUUCACCCAGUGUCCAAACAGAUGCCCCAAAGGGGAAUCUGCAAGCAGGACCAGAGCAGGAGCGGAGCCCUGUGAGAGGCCAAAAUUCAGCAUCCCUCUUGCCUUCUGUUCUGCUCAAUUCACUAUGUCAUAGUUGUGGCUCCCUCUGGGCUUGUGCUGCCUUAAAUCUCCCCUCCUCCCAUGAUCUCCUCAACCAGAAGCAUUGUGUAAACCCAUUCCUUCGAGUGUCUUCACCCCCAAAAGAAUGUAACCCCGAGCAUUUCUUUAUCCGUUUGGUAUUUGUGGCAGCUGACCCCCCUUUCCUUCAGCUCUGCGGAUGUCGUGUCCCUCCUUUGCAUGAGUGAGUCUGUUUAUGUGUGAUGUCCAACACUCGGAAAUGCUUGAGUGAACCAGCCAUUCAGCACGGAUCCUGCGAAGUCUACUUGCGUCAACAUUUACGGCGAACAUUGGUCCACUGCUAAUGGAUUAAAUGAUCUUCUGCUCCUACAGUUGUUAGGAGUCUGGAAACAGCAAUGACAAUUCCACGCUGUGAUCGUCUUCUACAAUAUUGCAUCCAUUUUGCACACAUUUUGUUCAAUGAGUGUAUGACACCUGCUUGCCUGUGCGUGCAAACUGUUGAGAUGUACACUCAUACAAUCAUGGAGAGGCAACUUUCCUGUUGAGCCACCCUCUGGUUUCUGAGAUUUCACCGGGCAGCCAGUGUGGUAUUGUGGUCAGAAUGUUGGCCUAGGACUUAGGAGAGUCCAGGGUUCAAAUCCCCACCCAGUUACGAAGCUCAUUGGUCAACCUUGGGCCAAUCAGUCUUUCUUAGCCUAAUCUACCUCACGGGGUUGUUGUGGAGAGAAAAUGAAAUGGGAGGAGGAAGGAAUCUCAUUUGUCGCCACCUUGAGCUCCAUGGAGGAAAGAUGGGAUGGAAAUCUAAUAAACAAAUGGCACUGGCCCAUUAAAUCGGCCCGGCCCUAGCAUUGGGCAAAGUGGGCUGCCUGCCUCAGGUAGCAGAUGCUGGGGGAAGUGGGGGGGCAGUAGUGGUAGAUCCCUGACUGUUUUCUUCUGUAUGUACUGAAGUGUAGGUGGGUUUCCAUGGGGCAAGGCACGGUGAUAACAGCAAGAACCUUUAUUGAACUACAUAACUGGGAAACAGAGGCAAAGCAACUGCUUAUACAGUGGUACCUUGGGUUACAGACGCUUCAGGUUACAGACGCUUCAGGUUACAGACUCGGCUAACCUAGAAAUAGUACCUCAGGUUAAGAACUUUGCUUCAGAAUGAGAACAGAAAUUGCACUGCCGUAGUGCGGUGGCAGCAGGAGGCCCCAUUAACUAAAGUGGUACCUCAGGUUAAGAACAGUUUCUGGUUAAGAACGGACCUCUGGAAUGAAUUAAGUUCUUAACCCGAGGUACCACUGUACAGUCAUACCUCGGGAUGAAUACACUUCAGCUUAAAUAUUUUUGGGUUGCGCUCCACGGCGACCCGGAAGUAACGGAGCGCGUUACUUCUGGGUUUCACCGCUUGCGCAUGCGCAGACACUCAAAACGCGCAUGUGUGGAAGCGGCGAAACGCGACCCGUAUGUUAGGAUAUUUCCGUUCCACCUUAAAAGGGAGCAGGAUGUUUGUGUCACAGCCUGCGUAUUUCCUGUUCACAGGAUGUUUCUGUUGUGUCUAUGCUUUCGUUUCUCUCUCUGUGUCUGAGACACUGAAGCUGGCAGUCAUGUUUUCUUUGUUCUGACCAAUGCUGAAUAAACUUGUAAAUAAUGCUCUCCUGCGUGCAUCUUUCGCUGUGUGCAUUAUCUGCUGAUAGAGCGUGCAUCAGCUCUGGAAUGUGGCAAGCUAUUUCUGGAGUUCGUGUCACUAAUUGCUGAUACUGCGUGUCUAUGGGAGAUCGAUGGACGUCCGGAGACGACGUGGAGUCAUGAUGGAUUUUGUCUCCCUGGCAGUAUCCCAACACUGCACACAUGCAGUUGCGUCUUACGUUCGCUUCAGGAUGCGAACAGGGCUCCAGAACGGAUCCCGUUCGCAUCCAGAGGUAGCACUGUAUACAUUUCUGAAAGCCUGGGCCACUCCCACUCCCCAAAGGAUUGGCUGUCUAAACUUCCAAACUGCGAAUCAUGACUCAGAGUUCAAGGGUCAAUGGCAGAGGCCCAAAUCCUGAAAUGUUCUGUGAUUAGACAACAUGUAUCGAAUCAGAACACAGGAGCUCAGAAUCCUUAGUCCAGACUCAAGCUCAGGCAAACACAGACCAAUGAAUACAUAACAUGUAUCCCGUGGCCAGCUAAACUAGGAGGCUGCCCUCAGAUGCCACGAAGAGUGUGGACCACUCGCUGGGCUUGCCGUGGAAUUCAGCUGCCUGUCUGGUCAAGGUCUGUAGGUGGAAAAGGAAGAUCCCCCAUUUUGCCCUGCCCUGCAGGAAGCAAAAUGCAGUUACAUUUUAAAAUCAUAGAAUUGCACUGUUGAAAGGGAUCUCUAAGGGUCCUUUAGUCCAACCCGCUGCAUUGCAGGAAUUGUAUGCUAAAGAAUCCCAGGCAGAUGGCCAUCCAACCUCUGUUUGAAAAGCUCCAGUGAUGGAGCGUGCACCACCUUCUGACAGAGUCCAAAUGUUGCUGAUGAUCACCAAAAACGGUCACACUUGGGCCAUGCAUUGGAACCCCCCCCCCCGCUUUAGAAGGUGCUCAGAUGUUGACAGCUGGACUCAUACUUCUGGUAUUCUUUACGGUCCAGACUCCCAACAACUCCUGGACCAGAUCUCAUGUUUGGAGAGCGAUUAAUCAAAGCUGCAGGGAAACUUUUGCUCCAGGCCCAGGACUUUUAAAUAGUUUGCAGAAGGUUGAUUUAACUCCUGCAGGUUUUGUUGGGAUCUAGGAUCCUCCCCCUGUCCCUGAAUCCUCCCCAAGAGCAAACAUUUCAGAUACAAACAAUAGUAAAUUUGGGUAAGCUGCUGUUGGGCCUCAAAAGGACGGGGGUUUUAUUUUGCAGAGCUUUAGGCCUUCCCAAAUAUUUGCCAUCUAUUUCUAACUUUGGCGAAGAGUAGUCAACAAGGCAGUUGAAAUGUGGGCCAUAAUUCAGAGCUGAUGUGGAAAAAAUGCCUUGCCUGUAAGCGAACAAUAGCUCAUGGGAUGUCAACUUUGGGAAUUUUUUCAGGUCCUCUCCCCCCUCCCUGUCCCAAUGUGAUGAUCUUUCUUGCACGUAGACCUGGUCUCGAAUCCUCAGGAUGACUCUGGCCCAGUAGAGCAAACCUCUAGCUCCUUGCUGCCUGUCCGGGGGCAUCUAAUGGACUGCAGUUGGUCAUCGUUUGAGCAAGCUAGGUUAGAAUCAUAGGAUCAUAGAACUGUAGAGCUGGAAAGGGAGCCCAGGGGUCAUCUAGUCCACCCCCCCCCACAAUGCAGAAAUCACUCCUCAAGAAUCCAGUGAAUCAUAGACUCAAAGAAUUGUCGAGUCCAACGCCCUGCAAUGCAGGAAUCAUGGCACAGUCCAACUGGGGACGGUGAGUCCCACCUGCAAAUCCCAGGUCCUAAUCUGACACUCUAACCACUACACAACACAGCCCUUGUGACAGAAUAGACUUUGGUUUUAAUUGCCUGUGACGACACCUCCUAGAUCAAAACUGACAUUUCUGAAGGGCGGAACACAAGUCCCUUGAGAGUGGUGUAGUGGUUGUUUUUUUUUUUAAGAAUAAUUUUUUAUUAGCCGACCAAUCACAUUAAAUCAAACCAAAUUACAUAAAUUCCAAAUUACACAGCCUAAUUUUAAAUUUUUGUUGGGGGUACCCAUAUUUCAAGUUCCGAAGGGAUCCAAUCAACUUCUUGCUUCUUACUGCUGUUUUAAUGUCCACAAAUCUAACCUUAUGAUGUUCACAGUAUUAUCCAGUCCUUUCUUAUUUAUUUUUCCACAUCUCUUGUUGUUAUUUUCAUAUAUUUUUCCUUUCUCUUUGUGACCUCUGAUAGUCUCCGCAAGCUGGUUAGAACAGUGAGAGUGGUGUAGUGGUUAAGGUAUAGGACCAGGAUGUGGAAGAUCUGGGUUCAAAUCCCCCACUCGGCCAUGAAGCUCAUUGAGUGUGACGUUGGGAGUCAAUCACUGCUGCUCAGCCUAACCUGUCUCGCAGGGUUGUUGUGAGCACAAUAUGAGAGGGGGGAGAGCCAUGUAUGCAACCUGGAGCUCCUUGGAGGAAAGGUGGGCUAUCAUGGCAUAAAUAAACAUAAACAAACAAGCAAAAUGACUGUGAAGACCCCAUGGCUAGUGGACAUCAUCAUUUUGAAUAGGGCCAGCCUGCUCUCCCAGGGGUCAGUCUUCCUGACUCCUGGUACUCCCUCCUAGGGACAUUCCCUGUACUUGCAAGACUGGCACUCUUUAUAUGCUCAGGGAAAACAUGUCAAUAUUACUGUCUAAGGAUGAAGAAGUGGGAUAUAAUAUUUCUGGUGUUUUGUCUCAAAUUCCCCUUUGACAGAGGCUUUUCUGGCUGACUCUCACCCAGAUCAUGGUGGCUGUUCUUCCGGAAUGUUCCCAUGCGAAAACAUGACCGUUUGCUUACCUCAACUUCUCCAUUGCAAUGGGGUGAUCAACUGUGACGACGGAGCCGACGAAGAGAACUGUGGUAAUUUCUUCUUAGACUCUGUGAGGCUUUCCCCUCUCAAGAGGUGGCCAAAGAAAGCAUUCUAACCUUUGGCGGCUCAGGGAGCCUUCAGAGAUUCCUAGAAUCACAGGAUCAUAGAGUUGGAAGGGAUCCUCAAGUCAUCGAAUUCAACCCCCUGUAGUGCAGGAAUCACAGGCCGAGAAUCUCUGAUGGACAGUCAUCCAACCUCUGCUUAUAAACCUCCAAUCAAAGAAUUGUAGCAUUAUGAAGAUAAAGCUCAGCUAUGAGAUUCAGGUUUUUGGUGGCCCCAGAGUUCAGGUCUCCUGAAGUCCAAAGUUGGUGGCAACUGUUAAGGAGAAACUUUAGGGUAACCUUUGGUUUCCACUUCUCAAGUUGGGAAUGCAGGUGUAUGUAUGGGAAGAAGGGAGCUUGGUGGUCUUGGUACAUGGGCCAAGGCUCCCUGACAAAGAGAGCCAGUGUGGUGUAGUGGUUAGAGCACCAGACUAAGACCUGGGAGAGACCAGGGUUCAAAUCACCACUUCGCCAUGCAGCUCACUGGAUGACCCUGGAGGCCAGUCACUGCCUCUCAGCUUAACCCACCUCACAGGGAUGUUAUUGUAAGGCUAAAAUGGGGAGGGGAAGUACAUAGGUCACCUUGAGCUCCCUGGAAGAAAAUUGGGCUCUAUAACUAACUAACUAACUAACUAACUAACUAUGCUAAGUACUGAGGGAGAGGAUGAAGCUCAGAUGCCUGAACUUCCAUCCAUAACAGAAUCUAAAUCCCUCCUUGCAGUGAAUGAUGUUGGGUGGCCCAAGAUUUUCAAUGAACUUCUCAGCAACAACGGCAGCAGCAGCAGCAGGACGAGUGAUGGAUCGAGAGUGGCCAACUGCAGUGAGUAUAUUUUUGUGUGCGGCCACAUUCACACCAUCCACAGCACGGGGAUGGGCUAGAUGACCCUUGGGGGAGUCCCUGCAAUUCUGUGAUUCUGUGAUUGUUUCCAUCCAUAGCCGUCUUCAUCCUACCAUCCCUUUUCCUGCCUAAUCUGCCUUCCCCACCAUCCUGUUCCUUGUGCAAAAUCAUUAUGAUUCCAUUUCUGGACUCUUAGCUGGCCUUCCGCUCUGUUCCCUUAGCCCUAGAUCAGUACCCAGCCGGAUGUGGGUGUUUGGGGACCGCCGUAAACUGUCAGGAUCGGGGCCUGCGUGCCGUACCACAGGUCUCACCCAGCGUGACGGAGCUGUGAGUAAUGGCGGGUUAGAUGUCCCUGCCAUCCUAGUCUUUGGGCAGCUGGCACAGGGGUGGAGGAGGAACGCCAUGGGGGUGGGGUGGUGGCUUCAUUCAACAACAAGGAGCUAAGGCUACGCAGACCAAAGCCACUCUCCGCACCCCAAGGCAGGUGGAAAUAUGUGGGGCAGAGGAAAUGGCACUCCUGCAUUGCAAAUGGUUGCACUAGACCAGCCUUGGGGUCCCUUCCAAGAUUCUAUGAUUCUGUACACAGGUGUGAUGCUGGCACCUGCCAGGUGGGCUCACAAGUGGGGUGGUGAUUUUAAAUUCAGGCAUAGAGCAAUGGGGUUAAACUGCAGGGAGAAGGGUUGAUACCGCGAGGUGGGAGAAUUACAGAGUUGUAGAGUUGGAAGGGGCCACAAGAGUCAUCUAGUCCAACCCCUUGCAAUAAUGCAGGAAUCACGGCUAACUUCCUAUCUUUUCAAAAGAGCAGUUGAGAAUCUGUCCAGCAGCCAUUUAACCAUUGAAAUUAGUGGGGCUGGAAAGUGCUCAACUUUGACUGGAUUUUGCCCUGAGGUUUCUGUCUGUCGUUUUGCUAAUUUCAACAGUAUUUUUAACUGGGAGUGUUAGGAAAAGGUAAUUUAAAAAUAUAUAAAUUUGAAUUUUUUUGCAGUCACAUCUGAUUUUUGUCCAAUGAUUCAUUCCUCCCCCCCCCACCCCAUCCACCAAUGGCACUCCAGCCCUCCAUUCUGGGUCGCUCAGUUGUUAGGGAUGACUCUGGGCAUUCAGCAAAAUCUCCCGAUUAUGCUGUCUCUAGGUCUGCACCUAAAGUGUGAAUGCAUCCAACAGGUGUUUAUAGACACCUGUUUCAUACAGGUGCCCUCAUCAGAGGGCCAGGAUUGACCGUGCCUCUGUGGUGCACAUACAUUCAUUUGCAAACCGGGUUUGUUGCUGUGUAAUGUGUGAAACCGGCUUCGCAGCUGCUGGAGUCACUUUUUGUUCUACUUUUCCUAGAGAUCUGAAGAAUAAUGAGAUCGUUUCCCUGCUGGACUAUCAGUUCAUUGCCUAUGAGCAACUGGAGUUACUGUAAGUAUGAUACCCAAUCCCUGCAUUUCUGCAACUUGCAGGGGGUUGGACUAGAUGACCCUCGGGACCCUUCCAACUGUGCAGUUCGACGGUUGUAUGAACUGCACGGCCUAUGCAGGGGAUUUGAUACCAGCCUUUAAAAAACUGCAUUUUAGAAGCCUCUGUUUUCAUAGUGUUCUUUUAAAAAUAAAAAAUAAAAAAAUCAAAUGUCUCCAGCCUGGAAUCAAAUGUUCCUGAGCCAAUGUGAAACCCUCAGGUGUAAAAUGCAACUAAUCCAACAAUGAAUGCUGGUCUUUGUGAUCAUUGCAUUGCAGGGGGUUGGACUGCAAGACUCUUGGGGUGGCUUCCGAUGCCACAAUUCUACGAUUCCAUGAUUGAUUUCCUAGGUUCUGGUGGGAGGGGGCAGGAAUACCAUGGAUACAAUAUUAAUCCUGAGGAUAUCUCUCUUUUGUAUAAUUUUCUUUCCAAACAGCUUCUUACAAGAUAACAGGAUCCAGUCAAUAUCCGCCUCUGCAUUUGCUGGACUUGUGAAGCUCAAGAAGCUGUGAGUGAUGAGCUUUGAUUUUGCUGCAUGGGAUCAGGCAGGUCAUGCAAGAAGGAAAGAAAGACUUCUGCGGGGGGUGGGGGUGGGGAGAUCACCUUGCCAGCCCCAGCUUUACUCAUUCCAGUAGGUUAACAGGGUGUGAGGGACUGGCUGGAUACUGAGGAGUGGUGUCUGGAAGAAGUGGCAUUGGGGACUGAUGUGGAAGACUGAAUCAGUGAUCUGGGGGAUCCAGUAACAGCCAGGAGACAAGAGGCAGAGGCAGGAGAAGCUGCAGGUUUGGAGAGGGAAGAACAGGUGCAGGAGGACAGAGAGAGAGAUGAUUCUCGAUGAUUCAAUAAUAAUAAUAAUAAUAAUAAUAAUAAUAAUAAAUAAAUAAAUAAAAAUAAUAAAAAUAAUUUAUUAUUUAUACCCUGCCCAUCUGGCUGAGUUUCCCCAGCCACUCUGGGCGGCUCCCAAGGUAAAGCUAAAGGGACCCCUGACCAUUAGAUCCAGUCGUGGCUGACUCUGGGGUUGCGGUGCUCAUCUCGCUUUAUUGGCCGAGGGAGCUGGCAUACAGCUUCUGGGUCAUGGGGCCAGCAUGACUAAGCCGCAUCUGGUGAACCAGAGCAGCGCAUGGAAACGCCAUUUACCUUCCCGCCGGAGCGGUACCUAUUUAUCUACUUGCACUUUGACGUGCUUUUGAACUGCUAGGUUGGCAGGAGCUGGGACCGAGCAAUGGGAGCUCACCCCGUCGCGGGGAUUCGAACUGCCGACCUUCUGAUCGGCAAGCCCUAGGCUCUGUGGUUUAACCCACAGCGCCACCCACGUCCCAGGGCGGCUCCCAAUCGAGUGUUAAAAACAAUACAGCAUUAAAUAUUUAAAACUUACCUAAACAGGGCUGCCUAUGACUUUGUAUUGUCUAUGGAUGGCUUGGAGGUAGGAGGCUCUACACAUGCUUUGUCUGGGGCAAAGAAAGCUUUGCCUUCGUGUGGCCCCUUCCUUGCUGGAUGCAGAGCUCUGCUUCUUUACCCCUCACCCCACUGGGAGCCCAGCCCCACACCUCAGUGGACCCUGCCCCUUUCCCCACCUGCUCCUCCCACCAGGCUCCUUCCAGGUACCAGGUGUAGUUGUUUUCCAGAUUUCUAGGUAGAAUUAAUGACCCCCCCCCCAGAUCAGGCAUAGACCUGUAAAACCAGAAUGCCGGAAAGAGACCUCCAUUGCCUAUUCCCCAUAGGCAGUAGGAAGCCUGAACCUUGGCUGUAUUAUCCAGAACAAACCCAACCCUUCUCUUGUCAUUCCAGGUAUCUCAAUUCCAACAACAUCACUCAUCUGAAGCCUCGCAUCUUCCACAACUUGCUUCGUCUCAAAUGGCUGUAAGUACAUAGAAUCAUAGAACUGUGGAGUUGGAAGGGACCACAAGAGUCAUCUAGUCCAACCCCCCGCCAUGCAGGAAUCUUUUGCCCCAUGUGGGGUUCAAACCCUCGACCCUGAGAUUAAAUAUCUCAUGCUGGAUCGAGCUAUAUCAGUAAGCUCACUGAUACCAUGAUCUCCAUUUCGCCCCACCCUAGAAUCCUGGAGAACAACAGCAUAACUGAAAUCCUCGCAACUGCUUUUGAGGGGCUGAAAUCGCUUCUAUUUCUGUAAGUAUGGAGUUUAUGGGGUGGGGAAGGGGGUACUGGAGUCUUGCUUGCACAUCCUCUGCUCCAGAUUCUGUCCUGGGAAUGAUGUCAUGCUUAAAUGAAAUCUGCAUGUGUUUUCAGUCGGGGGCACUCACAGUCUUUAAUUCACAGCAAGCAAAUACAGGCAGACUAUUAAGUUACACUUGGACUAUAGAGCCAUAGAACUGUGGUGCUGGAAGCUGGGCUUUGGCUGGGCUUCCUCCUCCAACCCCCUUACAGUGAAUCCCUGACAGGUGGCCAUCUGGACCUACACUGGCUCCCAGUAUGUGUCCAAGCACAAUUCAAAGUGUUGGUGCUGACCUUUGAAGCCCUAAACGGCCUCGGUCCAGUAUACCUGAAGGAGCGUCUCCACCCCCAUUGUUCUGCCCGGACACUGAGGUCCAGUGCUGAGGGCCUUCUGGUGGUUCCCUCACUGCGAGAAGCCAAAUUACAGGGAACCAGGCAGAGGGCCUUCUCGGUUGUGGCACCCGCCCUGUGGAACGCCCUCCCACCAGAUGUCAAAGAGAACAACUACCAGACUUUUAGAAGACAUCUGAAGGCAGCCCUGUUUGGGGAAGCUUUUAAUGUUUAAUAGGUUAUUGUAUUUUAAUAUUCUGUUGGAAGCCGCCCAGAGUGGCUGGGGAAACCCAGCCAGAUGGGCGGAGUAUAAAUAAAUUAUAUUAUUAUUAUUAUUAUUAUUAAUUAUUAUUAUUAUGCCUUGGUUUAAAAGCCUCCAUAGAAGGAGAGCUCACCGCCCCCUGAAAGAGUCUGUUUUGCUGCUGAACACCCCAUCACCAACCCUAACCCUAGCUGCAUUACGGCAUUGGCAAUUCUGUUUUCAGUUCCUCUCCUUAUGAUUCCCUGGCAUGGACUUCUUUUCAUUUUCUUGGGUGCACAAUGUCCAUCACCAUUGAUCCCUUUGUCCUUCCAUUCCAGGGACCUGCACAACAACCUCCUGAGAGGCCUCCCCAACACAUCGAUCUGUUCAGAAAUGCCGAAGCUGAACUGGCUGUGAGUUCCUCCUGCCUUUGAAUUUGGGGAACAGAGAGACCGGGAGGGGCCCAUCUGACUUGGGCGAGGUUCAGCCAUCCUCUGCGUUCAGCUCUGCUUUAGCUAGAGGGUGGGUGAGAUUGGAGAAGGGGGCAGCAGGGCUCUGUUUAAGGAGAGACAGCAGGCAGAGGGACGUGCUGCUGUUGUCUGCCUGCACCCACGUAGAGGAGGGUCACCUGUCUCAGCCUCCUUUUUGAAGACUGUGGAGGGUUUGGCUGGUUGUGUAUGGAGGGGUCAGGCCUUGGCACCCCGGCUGGGUGCAGAGAAGGACUGGGCUAGGCAACAUCAAAUAGAAAGCCUUGAGAUUGUUCAAGUCCUUUUACAAAGGCAAGGCUGGCUUUCUGGUGGUGGCCCCAUCUACAUUAUAUAUUUAAAGCACUCUGAUACUGCUUCGGUCAUGGAUUCCCUCAAAGAAUCCUGGGAAGUGUAGUUUGUUAAUGUUGCUGAGAGUCACUAAGAGAUCCCUCUUCCCCUCAUGGAGCUACAAUUCCCAGAAGGUGAGAGGGAUCGAUGUUUUUCCUGCAUUGCCGGGGGUUGGACUACAUCAGUUCUAUGAUUCUACGAUGGAUAAAUCACCUGCAGCUCUCUGAGGGGUCUCCUAAUGCCCUUAACAAACUACAGUUCCCAGGAUUUAAAAAAAUUCAUUGCUUGCUUUCUCCACCACCCAGGGAUCUUGAGGGGAACCAACUUCACACUCUGCAAAGUUCCAGCUUCCGAGGAUGCAAUGAAGUCACUGUUCUGUGAGUGUAACUGUCUUCCUUCCUUCCCCUCGUAUUUCUCUUUGUUUUUCAUGCACACAGCCUUAGCCGCACAAAUCGCAAUCUGUUGGGAUCCCAAACGAUUAGAAUAAUAGAAUCAAGGAAUGGUAGAGCUGGAAGGGGUCACGUAAUUCAGUCAUACCCUCCGGAAUUUCUUUGAUGAGAAUAAAGGUAAAGGGACCCCUGACCAUUAGGUUCAGUCGUGACCGACUCUGGGGUUGCGGCAGUCAUCUGGCUUUAUUGGCUGAGGGAGCCGGCGUGCAGCUUCCGGGUCAUGUGGCCUGCAUGACUAAGCUGCUUCUGGCGAACCAGAGCAGCGCACAGAAAGGCCGUUUACCUUCCCACCGGAGCGGUACCUAUUCAUCUACUUGCACUUUGAUGUGCUUUUGAACUGCUAGGUUGGCAGGAGCAGGGACCGAGCAACGGGAGCUCACUCCGUCGUGGGGAUUCGAACUGACGACCUUCUGAUCAGCAAGUCCUAGGCUCUGUGGUUUAACCCACAGCGCCACCCGCAUCCUUGAUGAGAAUAGAGGCACCCUAAAGAAAAGUGGGACAUUCUGGGAUCAAAUCAGAAACCGGGACGGCUUCUGUAAAUCUGGGACUGCCCCUGGAAAAUAUGGACACUUGGAGGGUCUGCUACCUGAGCCUCCCGUGACAGAGUUGGAUACAGAAGCACCCCCAAACUGCAAGCCUGCUCCUUCAGGGAUAGUGCCACUGAAUUCAGGGCAGGCAACUUAGCAAUUUCUCAGACAUGGGAACAACCCACUCACAUCUUGCCAGGAUUCAAGCUCAGCUCGUUUUUCCUCAUCCAUGACGAAGCCAAGAGUUUCUUCUGCAGAACGUGCAGGGCUGACCCACAUUCCACUUUUCUGAAGUGUGACGGUUUUGUUGCCUCCCUUGGAGAGGAUUCAAUCCACUUGCCUUGCAUUGUGUAUAUCAUCCUUGUUGUUAAGUUGUGGGCGAACAUAUCAGACGACACAGCGAUUCUUCCAAAGCAGCUCUUUAUUUGUAAGCUGGAACAGAACUAACUGAGGAGCUCAGUCAGCCUGCUUACGGUAUAUAGAGCUCCAGAACAAUGUAACUGUUGCCAUUUUCUAAAACUAUCCAAUCACUGAACGUCACUUUCGAUCCUUCAUUUGCAUAACUAUCUACAGUAUCCCCCUGCUGGCCCAGGGUGAGAACUUCAGUACAUAACACUUGUACACAAGACAAAUUCCCCGCAAGACGGGGGAACGAAAGGCAGCCUUGGAAUGUCCAGUUCCACAUGUCCAGCUCUCAAGAGUCAAAAGAGACACAGCUCUUGACUUGCUUCUAUGGAUAUUCAAGGAGGGUGAGCCAGCCUUAGCAAGUUGUUGGCCACACUUGAACCUGUCACUUUUUGUUCCAUGCAGAGAAUGGGAAAUCCAUGUAGGCAGGGACAGGAUUAGGCCUUCUGGCUCUGAAUCUGAGCUCUGUCCACUUCCAUGUGGGAUAUCAGCAAGAUGAGGAGGGCGAUUGAGGGGAUCAGGGGUGUGGGAACCAAGCCUUAUAAGGAAUGGUUGAUGGAAUUGCACAAGUUUAGCUUGGAGAAGAGUUGAUGGAGAGGUGACAUGAGAGCCACCUUCAAAUACCAAAAAAGGCUGUCACAUGGAAGAUGGAGCAAGCCUGUGUUUUCCAGCUGCAGAGUGUAGGACCCAAACUGACAGAUUAAUACAGUGGUUCUCAAACUUUUUGUUUCAUGGGCCACACUUUCAGAAUAAAAAAUUGCUCAUGCCCCACCAAUAUUUUUUUUAUUGACAAGAAGUACAUUGGAAAACAAAAAUAGAACACAUAUAAUAUGAUCGUGGGACAUCCAGGAAGUAUAAAACAAUGCAGCUACAUAAGAACAUGAAUCAUUCCCAAAAUAUAAUAUUGAUUGUCCUUGAAUCUUCCUGCCACACUUACCAUCCUCUCCUGCCACACCAGUAUGGUGCACCACAUCCUUUGAGAACCACUGGAUUAACAGAAUCAUAGAACUGUAGAGUUGGAAGGCACCCCCAGGGUCAACCCCCUGCAAUGCGGGAAUCGUGGCUAAAGAAUCUCUGAUGGGUGGCCAUUCAACCUCUGUUUAAAACCCUCCAAGGAAGGAGAGUCUACCACCUUCAGAGGGAAUCUGUCCCACUGUCAAGCAGCUCUUACUGUCAGAGAGUCCUUUCUAAGGCUUAAUCGGACUCUCCUUUCUUGUCAUUUGAAUCCAUUGACUCGGCACCUCCUCUCUGGAGCAGCAGAAAACAAGCUGGCUCCAGAUCUCUUAUAAAGCACCGUCCGUCCCCCCCGCCGCCUCAGGUGAGGGUUUCAGCAAGAGCUCCCCAAGGAAUAAUUGGGCUCAUGGAACCCAGAGUCUCUGCGCCAUCAGCCUUCCCAUCAGCGUGACGUCUCCAUCAUCUGUGGCUUUGCCCAGGAAUGUGAUCCCCAAGACCUUCCCAUGUCAACAUCACAGAAAGAUAAACACAGGGAAGAUGGGAGGCAUAAACACCCCCUGCCAUUGACCCUGCCACAGUGACAGUUUUAUAGGGGAGAUGAAGCAGACGAAGACCUUCUGUGUGAACCAGGGAAUGAUGUAGCUCUUGCCCCCUCCAUCUCCUCAUUGUCUUCACUGCUGAAGGCUAAAUCCCAAAGGAGCCAGGAUGCAAGAGAGAGGCUUUCCUCCCUGUGAGAGGCUCCUCUGAGCCACACAUAAGAAGAGCUCUGCUGGGUCAGGCAAGUGGCCCAACUUACCCAACAUCCUGUUCUCAAGGUAGCCAACAUUCUAGGAAUCCAGAUAGACUGCCUCUGGGUCUGGAGGUUCCAUGCAAGCACCAGAAGAGCCCUGACGGAUCAGGUCAAUGGACCAUCUAGCCCAGUAUCCUUUUCUCUCACAGAGACCAGCCAAAUGACCCAAUGGGGAUACCCCAAGAUCACUCUUUGCCUCACAUGGCUGUUGUGGGGAUUAAAUGAGGAAGGCAAGAACCAUGUGCGCCAGUUGUCCUUGUGAGGGUGGUGAGACUGAGGGAGGCAAUGUGGUGUAGUGGUUAGAAUGUUGGGCUAGGACAACUCCACUUGGCCACUGCAUCGCAGCCUAGCCUACCUCACAGGGUUGUUGUGGGGGUUAACUGAGGAGAAGGAGAGAACAACACUUUGAGCGACUUGAAGGAAAGAUGGUAUGUAAAUGGGAAUGAAUGGAUUAUAUUAUAAAAUAAAGAAAGGGAGGAGAAUAACACAUGAUGAACCUAUGCUCAUCUUUGCUUGCCUUUGUCUUCCAGAGUGCUGAACAGGAAUAAGAUUGAGCGGAUCCAGGCAGGGACUUUUUCCAACCUCAACAGCCUGGUGGAACUGUAAGUGUAUCCAGCAAGCCUUCAUGUUAACUGGUCAGGCCUGCCUGGCCAGGAUGGUUUGUUGCUGAAGGGAGAAAAUCCAAGUGGUGCCUCCCACUGACACCUGCUCCACGUUACCUAACCUGAAAAGGUUGAUUUGGAUUCAUUUAUUUUGACAUUUCUACAUUGCUCUCUCUCUGCUGCCCACUUACAUCUUCUGGCUGAGAGUUGUUAGGAGAUUCCCUAGUCCCAUCGCAGAAUUACAGUUCCCAGAGUUCCCUGGGAAGAGAGGCAGGGCAGUGUAGUGCUUAGAGUGUCAGACUAGGACCUGGGAGGUCAGGGUUCAAAUGCCUGCUUGGCCAUGAAGCUCAUGGGGUGUGACUUUGUGGGCUGGUUUUUGCUGAUAUUCACCUGACCUACGCAAGGUUUUUGUGGAGAUUAAAUGAUGUGCAGGACAACCAAGGCCACCACCCUGAGCUCCUUGGAGAGAAAAAGCUGGGAUAGAAAUGCAAUCCAACCAUGGGGUUGCUAAACCUCUCUAGAAGGGGAAUGGGAUGUGACUCUUUACAACUCCCAGCACCCUUAACAAACUACAACUCCCAGAAUUCUUUGGGGGAAGCCAUAACUGUUUAAAGUGGUAUCGCAGCGCUUUAAAUGGAUGGUGUAUACAUGGCCUUUGUCUCCAGCCCUGCUGCUCUCAAUGACCUUUUAUAUCUGAGUGGGGAACCUGCUCUUCCUGCAACGGUCAGCCUCUACUGAGCUGCUUUUUCCAAAACCGAAAUGACGGCAACCAAAGUCUCCAUCCUUUCAAAUCCGGAACCUCCAGGCCUUUCCACUUCUCAGGAAAUAAAGUACUGAAUGCAACAGACCUUACCUCCAAGAUGCAUGCUGCUUACCAUGGAGAUAAAAUAUUGGUUUCCCUGGAGCCACCACCAAGAAGCCCCAGUAUGACUGGCCCCAGGUCAUCCAGUGAGCUUCAUGUCUGAGUGGGGAUUUGAACUUGGAUCUCCCUAGCAGUAGCCCAGCUAGCUCUCUAACCACUACACCAUACUGACCUAUAUAUUAGUAUCAGGUGCAGCAGUAAAAAAUGUGGUACGCUGACCGGCUUUCCAUGAAUCAGCUCUUCUCAAACUUUCCUUUCUUCUCUUCCAACAGUGACUUGUCCUCCAACAGGCUGAAGGAUCUUCUGCCGUCAUCUUUCAAGGGUCUGCAUGAAUUGCAGCAGCUGUAUGUAUCUUGAAGAUUUUUAAGUAGAGGUUGGGGAGCUGCUCCCAGGGAUCCUUUAGCUGCGAUUCCUGCAUUGCAACAGGUUGGACUAGAUGACCCUUGGGGUCCUUUCCAGCUCUGCAGCGUGAUGCUUCUAUAGGGAAACAAUGUAAAAAAACAAAGGUUUUGAUGACGGACAGGGCAGUAGCAUCACAGAACAGUAGAGCUGGAAGGGUCAUCUAGCUGAACUCCUUGGAAUAUAGGAAUCACAGCUCGAUUGACUGUAAUAAAACCUCAAAGCAGUUUGCAAAACCAUCUGUCUGUAAGGCAUCAGAUUCUUAAUGUUACUGCCUUCGAAUUCAUUAGCAAGAGUAACUUAAAGGUGCACAGAAACGAAAUGUCAAAGUUUUCAAAAUAUCAAAUGCAAAUUCUGAAAUUUGUGUUUUUAGAAAUUAUGUUUAUUAAGCAGAUGAUAACUGAGAUUCCUUUCAAAGGCAUCACCCACCAACCUAUGCCUUUCCCCUCCUUGCAGGAAUAUUUCGAAUAACCCUCUGCGCCAGAUCUAUCCAGAUGAAUUUGACGAUGUCCCUCUCCUGCGCUCUCUGUAAGUGUCCCAAGCAGCAAAACCCUGAUUGGUUGGUUUUCCUGCUGAUGCAAACCUCCUUAAAUCCUUCCUUGCAAGAGCCAGCUCACCUUUGUUGUUGCUGUUCAUUUUGUAGGAGCUUGGAAGGACUGGAGAUCCCCAACAUUCACAGCCGCAUGUUUGAGAAGCUCACUGAUCUGCAUCACAUGUAAGUCACCCUUUCAGAGCUUCAAAACACAGUGUGGGGCAGCCCCCUGACACAGGGCAGGCGCUCCCUACAAAACAAGCUAGUAGUAGCUGCAAUUUUCUGAGUGGGGCAUGAGCAGGGCAGACUGCAGAACUGCAGGGCUUACCCAGUUUCACUUCACUUCAGAGUAGGGGAGCCCUCCACAUCACCCCAUUUUGCUUGUUAUUUAUUGCUGGCACCCUCCCUAAUAUUUAUAGGGGUGAAAAUGUAAACAUUGGGGCCCAAUGAUCUGGACGUACAAGUAAACUAAAAAAUAAAACAUACAGUGACUCCAUGGCAAUUCCCCGUGAAGUUCCAUGACAAUCUUCCUAUAUGCAUAGAAACACAAGGUGUCAUCAAGAGCUUCAGUUCACAGUGGCCAUGCCACCUGCAGCAUAGGGAACAGCAAGCAUUCCUAGUGGGUGGAGCUUAGGCAAGAGGGGUUUUUUGCCACUUAUUUUUUAUGCAAACCUAAGCCCAAAUCCCCGCAAUGGGGUGAGCUCCCGUUGCUCGGUCCCUGCUCCUGCCAACCUAGCAGUUCGAAAGCACUUCAAAGUGCAAGUAGAUAAAGAGGUACCCCUCCGGUGGGAAGGUAAAUGGCAUUUCCGUGUGCUGCUCUAGUUCGCCAGAAGUGGCUUAGUCAUGCUGGCCACAUGACCCGGAAGCUGUACGCCGGCUCCCUCGGCCAAUAAAGCGAGAUGAGCGCCGCAACCCCAGAGUCGGCUACAACUGGACCUAAUGGUCAGGGGUCCUUUUACCUUUUUAAGCCUAGGGUUUAGGGAGAGGAUGGGUGUGUGUGCCUUCUUCCAUUGUGCACCAAGAGAUAUAAAAAACUUGAGUCAUGCAAUACUUUGCUCCAUCCCUCAUAUCAUUAGGAGAAGGAAAGAAAUGUGUAUAGGGAGGAAUGAGGCAGGGGUUAGUUACCCCAAACUUCAUCAGAAACCAGGAAGGUUUCUCAUAGAAUCAUGGUUGGAAGGUACCCCCAGGGAUUCACAGCUUCUCAUCAUUAAGUGCUGAUCAGCAAGGGAAUUCUCACAAAAGUGUUUCUUGCAUGGUUGAGGCCAGGUGAAUUCAAUCUUCUAGCUGCAAUUAAUAAAUGCAAUUAGCAACACCACCACUAAUAAUAAUAUUUGCAUUGGGUGAGAAGACUACCUCCCACCCCCUCGACUCUAAAUCUCCUCCUCCGUGGCAGCUACUUCAAGAAGUUCCAGUAUUGCAGUUUUGCACCCCACGUCCGCAGCUGCAAGCCCAACACCGACGGCAUCUCCUCCUUUGAGAACCUCCUGGCCAGCGGCAUCCUCCGAGUCUUUGUCUGGGUCGUUGCCUUCAUCACCUGUUUGGGGAACCUCUUCGUCAUCCUCACCAGGUCCUUCAUCACCACGGAAAACAGCAACCACGCCUUGGCCAUCAAAUCUCUCUGCUGUAAGCUUGGAAGGGAGGGAGAGGGGAAGUCAAGUUGGGAAGUGUCAUCUAGUCCAGCUGGCUGCAACUCUUUGAGCUAACAUCAGGCUGAAGAAGAGCAGGGCAGGGGUAGUUUGACAGGCACCCGACCGUCUCCUCCUUGCCUCUCCUGCAGGUGCCGACUGCCUGAUGGGCAUCUACCUCUUCUUCCUCGGAGCUUUUGACCUCAGGUUCUCUGGAGAGUACAACCAGCACGCCCAAGCCUGGAUGGCGAGCUCAGCGUGCCAGCUGGUGGGCAGCCUGGCCAUGCUCUCCUCCGAAGUCUCGGUGUUCCAGCUGACCUACAUGACCCUGGAGAAAUCCUUCUCCGUCGUCUUCCCCUUCAGCCACCACAGGGCCAGCAAGAAGUGGACUCUCUCUACCCUGGCGGUCAUCUGGCUCCUGGGCUUCUCCCUGACUCUGGUGCCCUUUCUGUGCAAGGAGUCCUUCGGGACGUAUUACGGGAGGAACGGCGUGUGCUUUCCACUCCAGUCCGAUGGGACAGAGCGCCACGGGGCUCGGGUUUAUUCCACAGGGAUAUUCCUGGGUAAGCACUCCUCACUCAGCUGGAGAGCUUUACGGAUUUGGAGGGAGGGGUGGGGGGGUGCCUAUGCUGAAGUGUUCUAUGCAACUUUUGUUAAGGAUAAUGGUUGAAUUUCCUGAAAUGGGAAUGUUUCCUUAUGUUAAAUUUCCUUUGGCAGUAGCUCUCAUGUGAUUGGUUGGCUGUGAGUCACGUGAGAGAGCUAUUCCAUUCUGUUGUGACUGUUAUUCAAGUAACUCUGGUUUUUAACUGUCUUCUCUCUCUACGUGUUUGAGGGAGAAUGGUUGCUGAGAGAAGUUUCUCUGGAUACUGCUGAGGACAAUGUGUGUUUCAGUGUGAUCUGUCUGAUGUGAAACAGACAGAGGAAGAUCCCUAAACAUUAAUAGGGAAAAACCUGGCAGGAGCUCUCUAUAAGGAACAAAGUGAAUACGAAUGAGAAUAUUGUAAAUAUAUUCUUCACAGUUACAUGUUUAUGAAAGCAAAGGUUUUUUUUUACAAGUCAGAUGUCAGUCAACGUGCUCCCAGAUUUAAAACAUGUUUCAACUUUAGUAGCCCUGAGUGGCGUCUGCAGAAUUCAGAGCCUAUUAAGACUUCUCUUAUCCCUUCUGCCCAACAGGUCUGAACCUGGUUGCCUUUGCCAUCAUUGUGCUGGCCUACGCGAGCAUGUUCUAUUCCAUCCACACCACAGCAGCCAGGAUAGGCGAGCGCAGCGCUGUCUCUGUGGAGGUGGCCCUAGCCAAGAGAUUCUUCUUCAUUGUUUUCACCAAUGCUCUUUGCUGGAUCCCCAUCUUCCUCCUCAAGCUGCUUUCGUUGCUGGACCUGGACAUUCCAGGUAGAUGCCUUGACCUUACUCAUCUUAGAAGCAUAGAGGUGUAACUGGGAAGGGACCCCUAUGGGUCAUCUAGUCCAGCCCCCUGCAAUGCAAGAACUGCAGCUAUAGAAUCCCUGAAAGAUGGCCACCCAGCCUCUGCUUAAAAACUUCCAAUGAAAGAGUCCAUCACCUUCCAAGGGAGUCUGUUCCACAUCUCUGUCAGGAAGUUCUUCCUAAUGUUUAGUCGGAGGACAGUUAAGUGUUCAAAGCCCUAAACGACUCAAGCCCCAAAUACCUGAAAGGCCACAUCCUUCCUACAGAUCCUCUCGGGUGCUGAGAUCAGCAGAGGAGGCUCUCUUGCUAGCUUCUCCGCCCUUAAAGGCUCAGGAGGUGGCAGUCGAGGAGAGAGUCUUCUUUGUGGCAGCCCCUAAGCUGUGCAAUUCCCUCCCCCCAGAGGUGUACCUGGCACCUUCAUCGUACAGCUUUUGGAGGAUGCUGAAAACACACCUCUUUACCCUGGACUUUGACAUUUGAGGCGCACAUUUUAAGACCCACCUUCUGUUUGUAAGCUGUUUUUAAUGUUGUGUUGUAAUGUUGUGAGACUCCCUGGGACCACAGGGUGCAAGGCGGGUGAUUAUAUUAAUACAAACUCCUCUUUCUGGACAGGCACUGUGACCUCUUGGGUGGUCAUCUUCAUCCUCCCCAUCAACAGCGCUCUGAACCCGAUCCUCUACACCAUCACCACCACCUCCUUCCAGGAGAAGCUCAAGCAGUGUCUUCAGAAGAACAAGCCAUCUCUGCAGGAUACGCAAGGGAAGAGCUUUGUCUUGUUAACCGUCCACAGCAGCACCUGA
Podarcis lilfordi (Lilford's wall lizard) is the source of this 21558-nucleotide messenger RNA. The record is from the annotation of a GenBank genome assembly. NCBI's taxonomy places the organism in Eukaryota, Metazoa, Chordata, Lepidosauria, Squamata, Lacertidae.